Python bivittatus (Burmese python) is the source of this 1908-nucleotide messenger RNA. It is a transcript of the gene GNG2, whose product is annotated as G protein subunit gamma 2. Gene Ontology annotation, biological process: G protein-coupled receptor signaling pathway. Gene Ontology annotation, molecular function: G-protein beta-subunit binding. Lineage: Eukaryota; Metazoa; Chordata; Lepidosauria; Squamata; Pythonidae. Gene Ontology annotation, cellular component: heterotrimeric G-protein complex. The record is from RefSeq and is a predicted model, not a curated record.
UUUGCAGGCUGAGGCGUUGCUCGCUCGCUCCUCCGCUCCUUGACCAUCAGCUGUUGCUCCCAGCGCCGCACCCGAGGACUUCGCCUUCUUUCCACAUUUCACAUCUGGAUCCAGGCACAGAAGUCUCGGAGGGAAGGUUUUCCUCGCCUGCCCUGCGCGGACGGGUUUGGGAGCGCCUCUCCGCCAGUGCAUUUGAAGAGGCAGGAACCAACAUCUAUAUACAAGAAGGGCUCUGAUGGCCAGCAACAACACCACCAGCAUAGCGCAAGCAAGGAAGCUGGUGGAACAGCUCAAAAUGGAGGCCAAUAUCGACAGAAUAAAGGUAUCCAAAGCUGCAGCAGACCUGAUGGCGUACUGCGAAGCCCAUGCCAAGGAAGAUCCCUUAUUAACUCCUGUCCCUGCUUCAGAAAAUCCAUUCAGAGAGAAGAAGUUCUUCUGUGCCAUUCUGUAAACCUCACAGGAGCCUGACUCCAAUUUGGGCUGCCCUGGACACUGAUGUAGAGAUUUUUCAGCAACGUGGACAAGUUUCUAGAGUCCACUUACUUUAAGAAAAAUAUAUCAAAUCAUCUGGAAGUUUACAGAGAAGUGCAUGAUAAAAAAGUGAAUUCCUGCCUUCUUUGGAGAACGAGUUAAUGAUACUGACCUACAUCAAGAGGCUAAAGAUCUUGACAUCUGCAGAGUUGCCUGGAGAAGGAGGAAGGGGGAAAAUGUGUAAAAGAGUAAAUUUAAUUUUCACUUUUGCUCUGGCCAAACAAAACCCUAUUGUCUUUAUCUGGAAAAAAAAAUGAGGGUGCGCAGAGCAAGGUUGCAAAUGAUGCAACAGGGUAUGUGUAUGUAACCUAUUAUUUUGUUUUGCUUUUCUCAAAUGUCACUCUUAUUUAUGUUGAAAUGUAAAAUAAUUGCAAUGGAUUCAAUUUAUUCUGAUGUUCCUUAGUGUGGAGUAUUGUGCAUAUUUAGCAUUUUAGAGUAGUGCCACACGAGGGGGUGGGGUGGGCAGGGAUCAAAUUUACAGUAGUCUAGACAUUUUAUCCAAGGGUUUAGUUGAGACUGUGUCCUUGUUUUUCACAGGCCCACAGGCUGUCUUGUGCAUUCCUAGCAUACUUAGUAUUACUGUUUUCUAACAUUUGUAUUUGGUAGCUUUUGUUCUGCUAGUAAAAUGUAUGUUGUAUUGGAUUCUGCAGUUUGUUCUCUUCACCUUGUUCCCCAGUGUUUUCUGCUAUUAAGUCAAGAGUGAGCAAAUUUCAACCUUCACAGAUUUGUUUUGGUACUUGGUAAACCACAAUUUAUGGUUUAUUGUAUUUUGAGAGUACAACUACUUAUGUAAUUUAAUACCAGGCUUAAAUAAUGGCUUAGAGUAAUGCAGGAAUCCAGUUACUGGCUGGGUUCAUAUUAUAUAAUUACCUGUGGUUAACUGGUUUACUCAGUUAAUGUUCUGGGUUGACCUGAGAUAUUAAACUAUACUGAUGUAAAACUAACCACAUGGAUAGGUUCACACAGUAUAUGAAGCUAAAGAAGGUUUAUGAUUCAAUUUGUUCUGUGAACAGCAUGUGUGUUGUCCCAGGAUUGGAAUACAGCAAUUAAUGGAUGAAAAGAGAAAUUUGACAGCAGAAUCAAUCAUCCAGACAAAUGGAGGCUAAAUUGCCAUCUAUUGGGAAUGCUUGAAGUUGGAUUUCUGUAUUAAUUAAGAGAUGGGUCUCAAUUUGCCCUUUCUAUUAUAUGAUUCUCUGUGAGCAACAGCAUACAGCAGAGAUAUAUCUUUAAUUUUCCAGAUGCUGCUCAAUUGCAGUUGCAGCCAACAUGGCUAAAGAUGAGCAAUACUUGGAGUUCACAUCUCUGCUUUAAGACAGUGUUUCUCAACUUCAGUAGCUGUAAGAUGUGUGGACUUCAACUCCCAGAAUUCCCCAACCA